Molecule: messenger RNA, 2682 nt
Organism: Octopus sinensis (East Asian common octopus)
Lineage: Eukaryota; Metazoa; Mollusca; Cephalopoda; Octopoda; Octopodidae
Product: caspase-3-like
Exons: 1
Coding region: 348-1214 (288 amino acids)
Biological process (GO): proteolysis; apoptotic process
Cellular component (GO): cytoplasm
Source: RefSeq, a predicted model, not a curated record
GCACAGUGCGUGAACGUUUGUUGUUACCACUGAGUUAAUUAUGAAUCAUUUCCUCAUAUCCCACGUCUUAACUUAAUUAUUAAUCUAUUGAUGCGAACAGGGAAAGUUUUCGUAGUCAACACUUGUCAUUGAAUAAUCGCUUGUAAUUGUUCCAGUUAUCAUGAAAUCAUAAAGGAGUGCCUUUAACUGCUAUUUCUAGGCCGAGAAAAAGUGAAAACGCGCACUAUUGACUUUUUCCUUCCUCAACUGCUGUGGCAAGUCAACUGUCCUAACGCUCCACCGUUGUUUUUCUACUGGUUCGUCUCUGCUCUUUUGUACAUUUAUUGUUUUAUACAUUCAGAUCAACCAUGGACUUCGCAGAUGCACAACAUUUUGAAGGUAUAUAUUUUACAGAAAGAAACAUUGAGUUACCGCCUCAAGAUGUUGACAUGGAGUCUGAUGUUAGAAUUGGCGAAUCUGCAGUUGUCAAAUAUAACAUGGAUCGUAGCAAAGGGAAUCUGGCUUUAAUAAUCAAUAAUGAAACCUUCAACGAAUCGACUGGUAUGUCUAACCGACAAGGAUCCGAUAGAGAUGCAUUAGCUAUUAAACAGGCUUUGGAGUUGUUGCAUUUUAAAGUGAUCGACCGCAAGAAUUUAUCAGUGAAAAGCAUGAAACAAAUAUUUACGGAUAUAUCUGCGUUGGACCAUACGAAUUAUAACUGUUUCGUUUGUGUUAUAUUGUCUCACGGUGAAGACGAUAACCAGAUAUAUGGCAUUGAUGAUAAAGUAAAACUAGACGAUUUAGUGGAGAUGUUGCUUCCUAAUAGAUGUCCAAGCUUAAUAGGUAAGCCAAAACUAUUCUUCGUACAAGCCUGUCGGGGAACAAAACUGGACAGUGGUGCUGUUAUGCACGAUGCUGGUGAUGUCAGAGUCAGGCAUCAAAAUAUAAAAUCUCAGAAAGUACCACUUUGGGCCGACGUUCUUCUGGCUUAUUCCACUGUCCCUGGAUUUUACUCCUGGAGAAAUUCUACUAAUGGAUCGUGGUUUAUUCAGUCGUUAGCCCACAUUUUGGAAAGAGACGGAGACCAACAUGAACUGCAGCAAUUAAUGAUUUCAGUAAAUCGUAGGGUUGCCUAUGAAUAUGAGUCUAAUACCAACCACUGGCAUAUGAAUAAAAUGAAACAAAUUCCGUGCAUAGCAAGCAUGUUAACUAAAGAAUUAUACUUUUACAAGUAAAAUUAUAUAUACAUGCAUACAUACAUACAAGGAUGAAUCAAAAGCAGGGCCCAGUUUCUGGGAAAUCAUGCCUUUAUUGCUUUACAGGUCAUUACUAACAAUUUUUGAAAGUUACAUAAUGUGAAUCAUGUAUCUUGUUUUGUUGGGUCUGGAGUCAUUCUGUUUCAAUGCCUUAUUAAUUAACACACUCACCGGUUCAGUUUCUACUCAUUUACCUAUUUAUUUAAUUUUUUUUUUUCUAAAAUUUUCGUUACUUCUUGCAACCUCUUCAAUAGUUGUUGACUGUCAUGUUAUUAAUAUUCCUUGAUAUUCCAACCCUAAAAUAGGAAUUGGGUGCUACUUCUGACUCGCCCCGUAUGUAAACUUCAUGAAAUUUUUUCUAUUUCGUUUUAAAUUCUGCUGAAAACAUUUAAUUUCUUUUUACUUUAAUAUUGGAGAAAAUUACUGGCCUCAUUUUCGGCUAUUGACAGACUAUUUCUCUACGAUUAUAACGUAUACAGAUAACUUAAUAAAAUUGAUAAUUUAUAUUAAAAUAAUCGUUGUAUAUUGUUGGUUGUAUUGUAACGUACUGAAGCAUUUAUGGGGACAUUAUUAAACCAGUGAGGUACUGGUUUAAGCACCCCAUAACUCUUCGUAACUUUUAAAAAUAUUUUUUGGAAUUUUCAGCAAAUUUUUGUAAAUUUGUUUUCUACACGCGGAAAUUGAUUUAUCAUGCGAUUUUCUUUUAAAUUCUUUAACCCCCUCCUCUAUUAAUCCUAAAAUUUCCACUCUUUUUCGAUCUUUUUGCUUCAAUCAGAGUUUAAAAUAGAGAGUCCGAAUCUGUCAUUUGUUUGUUUAUAAUUUCAAACUAAUUGUUGAAAUCCAAAUUUAAAAAGUUAAAAAUAUUCUCGUGGCCUAUUUAUUAUAGCUUCUGGAUCGAAACACACCAUGUAACCCGUCAAGGUUAUAAUUUUUUUACCUUUUGGUACUUUCAGAAAUGUUUUGCGAAUUUGUGUAUUAUACCUUGGACCUCGCACAAUUGUACAAAAACAAAAUGUUUGCCCCUAUCCCCCAUAAAUCCUUACGGAUGCUGAAAUUAGACUUAACCCGUAUCGAUCGCAUUGCUGGGGUUUAUCUUCAUUGAUUUAAAAAUGGUAUGUAAAACACAAUUUUACUAGCAUACUUUUCUGUUAGUAAAUGGUUUUUGUUUUUCUUAUACAUAUACAGACAAUGGCGUGGCUAGAUUAUGUGCCGCCCCCGGACCCCACAAAAACCACAUAUUGCCUACAACAGACCCAAAAGUCCCGCCCAUUAAAAAUGCGGACCGCCUGCCCCACUAGCUAUGCUAGUGUAUACAGACACUCGCUUGGUAAGAAUUUUAAUUACAAAGUUAGUUUUUUUGUUUUGUUUUGUUGCUUAAAUCCCAGCGAUGGUCCAUCUUUGGCCGCAUCGUCAUUCUAUUGAAUGUGUUUAUGGGGAGAAAUAUAUU